This is a messenger RNA of Monopterus albus (swamp eel), 4210 nucleotides long. RefSeq names its product TBC1 domain family member 8 (gene tbc1d8). Lineage: Eukaryota; Metazoa; Chordata; Actinopteri; Synbranchiformes; Synbranchidae. The record is from RefSeq and is a predicted model, not a curated record. The transcript has 20 exons. Bases 226 to 3624 code for a protein of 1132 amino acids. Gene Ontology annotation, molecular function: calcium ion binding.
CUUUAUAGAUCAGCUUUGGUUGGGGAACACAGCUGAGCUGCUGCAAAUCGGUGGUGUAGGAGCAGACUAGAAGGGCGAAGUGUGAAACCUGCAGCUGUUGGGAGUGCAGGACAAUCAUGGGGGAACCCGAACACCGGCCGCUGUAGUGGGGUCGAUCAAGCCGGUCCAGAACCGGAGCCAGGCGCAGGAAACUGAGACGGCGGAGGGCCCUCCCUGCUGGAAGAAAUGUGGCUAAAACCGGAGGAAGUUCUCCUGAAAAACGCUCUGAAACUCUGGGUGACCGAGAGAAGCAACGACUUCUUCCUCUUGCAGAGGAGGAGAGGCCACGGAGAGCCAACAGGCAGGAUCACAGGUCUCCUGGUAGGAGCGCUGGACACAGUGCUGGACUCCAACGCCAGGGUCACACCCUUUCGCAUCCUCCUCCAGGUUCCUGGCUCCCAGGUCAACUGGGUAAUCGCCAGCGGAGCUGCCAUCGAGGAGGUGAAUAAGCACUGGGACUGGCUGGUGCACAACCUGCUUCACUCUCUGUCUGUGUUUGAGAACAAGGAGGAUGCUGCCAGCUUCGUCAAAGGAAAAGUCAAGGGUCUUAUUGCAGAGGAGGUACGGGGGCGUCAGGCCGCCCAGGAGGAGGACCCAGAGAAGUUCAGGGAGGUGCUGUUGAAGUUUGAGCUGCGCUUUGGUCUCCCGUCGUCCGAGAAGCUGGUGACGUGCUACUCCUGUUGCUGCUGGAAGGGCCGGGUGCCUCGGCAGGGCUUCCUCUACCUCAGCAUCAACCACAUGGCCUUCUACUCCUUCCUGCUGGGAAAGGAAGUUAAGUUUGUGAUUCCUUGGGCAGAGGUGACGCGGUUGGAGCGGGUCUCCACUGGUCUGAUGACGGAGGCCAUCAGGGUCAACACACGGCGGCGUCAAAGGGAGUUCUCCAUGUUCUUGAACCUGGACGAGGCGUUCGGGGUCAUAUGUCAGCUGGCUGACAUCGCCCUCAGGCGGCUGCUGGAUAGUGAAGGCCUGGAGCUGGACCGAGUCCUUCAGCAGCCAACGCGCAUCACCAAGAGGAUGCUAGAGGAGCAGGCCAUAAGGGAGUAUGUCCUGGCUCUGUUCCGGCUCCCCCGCGGUGAAAGACUCCAUGAGGUGGCUUCCUGUUCGGUGUGGACGCCGCAUGCCCGCUGCCACACGGCCGGAACCCUCUACACCACCGACAGCUACCUGUGCUUCUCCAGCCGAGAUGAAGGCAGCUGCACCCUCCUCGUUCCCCUCUCAGAGGUGUUGUCCAUAGAAAAAGCGGAGAGCACCAGCGCGCUUCCCAACCCCGUCAUAGUGAGUGUUCGGACUAAGAAGGCGUUCCAGCUGAUCGAGCUGCAGGACAGAGACGAGCUGGUGGAGUGUCUGAACUCCAGACUCAGAGCUCUGCAGUGGAAACACUCCAUGUUCCACAGCAGAAAGGACGGCAAGAGGAGCAUGAGCUCCCCAACACCCUACUACACCUUCUACUACGACACCGGCUAUUCUGAUGAGGAAGAGGUCGAGGAGCAGGUUUUACGCAACACUGUCAACAGCGAGGCUCUGAUGACGGCCUUCCACCAAGACCAAACAGGAACCGACAGCGACAAGAGCAUGGAGCGGGUCAAGGAGCGGCUGUGGGAGGGGCAUUUCUCCGAGUUCGGCCGUGGUGUGCACAUGUUUCGCACAGAGAAGAUCCAAAGACUUGUUGCCAUGGGGAUCCCCGAGUCACUGCGAGGGGAGCUGUGGAUGACACUUUCUGAUGCGUCCUCAGAGCUCGAGUGUCAUCAGGGCUACUACAGCAGCCUGGUACAGAAGUCAAUGGGCCAGAACAACCUGGCCACAGAGGAGAUUGAGCGGGAUCUUCACCGUUCUCUUCCAGAUCAUCCCGCUUUCCAGAACCCCACCGGCAUUGCAGCGCUCAGGCGGGUCCUCACUGCCUACGCCCAUCGCAACCCAAAGAUCGGAUACUGUCAGUCCAUGAACAUCCUGGCGUCGGUGCUGCUGCUCUAUGCUAAAGAAGAAGAUGCGUUCUGGCUGCUGGUGGCUGUUUGUGAGAGGAUGCUGCCUGACUACUUCAACCGCAGGGUCAUAGGAGCUCAGGUGGACCAGUCUGUGUUUGAGGAGCUGAUCAGGGAGCGUUUGCCAGAACUGGCUGAACAUGUUCCAGACGUCUCGUCCCUCUCCUCUGUGUCCCUCUCAUGGUUCCUCACCCUCUUCCUCAGCGUCCUGCCUUUCCACAGCGCUGUCUGUGUGGUCGACUGCUUCUUCUUCCAUGGAAUCAAAGCCAUCUUCCAGCUGGGUUUGGCUGUGCUGGAGGCCAACACUGCACAGCUCUUAGCCAGCACUGAUGACGGACAGGCACUCAUGAUUCUCACAAGUUUUCUGGACCAGGUUGGAGGUGAGGAGCCGUUUUGCACGCCGUCCUCCCCUCCUGCUGCAGAGGAGACCAGCAGGAGCGACACUGAUGGUCCCAGGGUGGGACACACAAACAUCACUGACCUCAUUAAUGACUCCUACGAAAAGUUCGGAGACCUGACGGUGCGGCAGAUCGAGAGGCUUCGCUGUCGACAUAGGAUCCAGGUGCUGCAGGCUCAUGAAGACACGACCAAAGAAAACACUUUGAGAUUGGUGACUCCAGAUGUUUCCAUCUCUCCAGAGAACAUGGCUGAUGUCUAUGACCUCUUCAAGACCGAGCACUUCAUCAGUCUGUACUGGGGCGACAGCAGCUCUGCGGCAGCAGCGGAGGCGGCAUCGUGGCAUUACAGAGGCUUUGGUCACACCUAUCGGCGGGCCCGGCCACAGUUCAAGAGCCUGUAUGGGCUGCUGGUGCCGUGGCCCGGUGGCUCAAACCAGAACACUGACACGGUGGCCAACCGCACCUUCACUCUGCUGGACCAAGACGGCGACAACCUGGUCACCUUUAGAGAGUUUGCUGGCUGGCUGGACACUUUGUACUGUGAAGAGCUGAAUGAGAAGAUAAGGCUGCUGUAUCGCCUUCACAUCCCACCAGCUCUGACAGAGAGUGAGGACGACCCCUCUGUGAAGAGCCCCCUGCUGUCCACAAACAGACCCCUCUGUGUUGACCUCUCUCCUGGUGUUGAAAGUGAAGUGAAAGACUACCAGAAGCAGCUGAAGCAGAUGCUGCAGGAUUUGGCCAAAGAGAAGGAGAAAGAUCUAGAGAAGCCUCUGCCACUCAUGAACCAGCGGGAGUUCAUCCAGUUCUGUAAAACGCUCUACAGCAUGUUCCACAGCGACCCGGAGGAGAACGACCUCUUCCAGGCCAUCGCUACGGUUACCAGUCUGGUGCUGCAGAUCGGCGAGGCUGGCCACAGUGGACACAGCUCGGGGUCAGACAUCACCGGCCAGGAGGAGGUGAAGGGAGCGCAGCCCACAAAGGUAGCUAUUGAAGAUGCCGGGGCCGGUGCCAGCAGGGGAGACAGGGGUGCGAUGGCAGAGGAGUGGACAGUCAGCUAUGCUCAGAUCCUGGCGUCACUCCUGACUGAACAGGCGCUGGUGAACUUUUUCGAGAAGCCAGUGGAUCUGUCUUCAAAGAUUGCAGCGGCCAGAGAGAAGCAGUAUCACCAGCGUGCAGGUUUGCUCACACUGCAGCACAGGACCAGCUGACUCCAAUGUGAUCAGUGGACUCUGAGCCUCAACACAGGCCAAAUUUCUUAUGAGGAAAACCACAAUAUUAGUCUGACUUGACUGUGACAUGGAGCAUCAGCUUCAGGCUCAGUAGCUUAAACUUACAUGACAUUUACUCUUUGUAUAGUGCGACUUUGACUCCCUGAUCUGUAGCUGCAGCUAACAGAAGUGUUUUUCCACAACAUUUUGAGCCACAAAGACAGUUUUCAAACUCUGAUUCUCAGCAGCCAUGUACUGGUCAACCCACAGACAAUAUUAGUAAGAUAAAAAAUGUGCUCAGUUUGUCCGAUGGGCCUGCAGUUAAACUGUGCUCUGGACCAAUAAUCAGUCACCGCUUUCUGUGUUUAAGUUGUAGCUACUUCAGUAAAGUUUAGUAAAUGAUGUACUAGUGCAUUACAAAUCAGUUAUAAGCCAUUAAUUUGCUCUGUGGUGAGCCAGGUCAUAGUCAAGUUAAUAAUAGCAGGUGUAUCAUAAUCUAACCAGCCAUUUUUAUAUUAAGCCAGUGGCCAAAGUUAGUAAGCAAUCUGUAAUUGAAAAUGUAAAUAAUCAAUAAUAAAGGGCUUUU